This is a messenger RNA of Aedes albopictus (Asian tiger mosquito), 586 nucleotides long. RefSeq lists its product as uncharacterized. Bases 150 to 452 code for a protein of 100 amino acids. The record is from RefSeq and is a predicted model, not a curated record. Lineage: Eukaryota; Metazoa; Arthropoda; Insecta; Diptera; Culicidae. The transcript has 3 exons.
GGAAUUCGGGAGAGAGCUCUAUCAUUCAACUAUUAUAUCACCGCUCCGUAAAAAGAGUCAUUAAAAGCCAACGUCCGACACGGUCGUCUCGUCAUUACAUUUCGGAAACAUCUCUCAGUAAGACACACAAGACACCCUAUUCAACUAAAAUGGAAAUCACACCCAAAACAACCCGUGCGCUGCUGAUGCUGCUGGUGGCAUCCAUUCUGAUAGCUAAAAUUGAAUGUGCCCCAUCCCAGCAGCGAAUGGCCGCCGAAGACAGCUUGAAGCAUCUCACCAGAAGUGAUCUUGUCCGGCUUUUCCAAGAGGAUGCCAAGUUUGGUUCGUCUAGCCACAGCCACAGCCUUGACAAGAGCUCGGAAGAAUUGAGAUAUCAGCCAGUGCCGUACACUCCGGUGUUUACGGCGGGCACCGGUGCCGUCCCCGGUGCAACAGUUCCACAACCUUAUUAAGAAAAAAAUGUUAGUGCGACCUGGUGAAUUAUAUUUUUUUAGUGCUAUUCAUAAGCUGAAGUGGAAAUGUAACAUGCAAUUUAGCGAUAAUAUUUGAAAAAAAUAUGAAUAAAAUUUCUUUGAGAAGGAAAGGA